AUGAGUUUUAACGACGCUUUUCAUGGUAAGUUAUUGAUUGUAACCUAAAAAUAUGUUUUUAAGUUUGUCUCUUCACGAAACGUUCGUUUCAGAUUACAUAAAUGACAUACCGAUGAAUAUGAGCCGAAAGUUCUAUCCGACGCCCAAUAUCAGUGUGGAUUUGAUACAAAUUCCCGACAGGAUACAGUUCUCCAAGUUUGAGGUCACAAAACAUGCCAGAGAAUAUUUAUUUAUUCUUGAAAUUGAUAUUUUAGUACACAUUCGAGGCGGAGAGUCGAGCCCGCGAGCAAUUUGAUAAACAAAAUGAGCCAAUCGUCCUCGAGUCAACUUCCUCGGGCACGUCGUCAUCGGGCACUGCCACUCAUUCAGAAGCCGUUCCCACAAGAUCAGCCCAAUCGGAUUCUGGAGCGCUUUUCAAUGUUUUGUCGCAAGAUGUGCUCGUCCCGUGCCCGGUGAACUCGGCGCCAGUGAUGUCCAUGAAGCCGCUGACGCCGAAUACAGUGUCCCUUCCUCACUCACUGCACGAAUUCGAAUCGAUCAACAAUGUGUUCGAUGAUGUUCACAUUUCGGCGCUGGACGAUAGAAAAGUGUUGCAAGAGGUAAGAAACUGAAUUCUUGUUAACAAAUUACGUUUAUUUGACAGGUUCUAAUGAGUACGGCACCAAACACUAAAUCGAGCAGUUCCUCUCCGCUUUUCUUCAACAAUUCCAUCAACAAUAAUCCGGAGAAGGCAGAAAGUGUGCCCCCACAGCCGCCGCAGCACCAACUAAAGCCAAGAAAAGAAAAGAACAGGGAUCACGAAGAUCUGAGAAAGCGGCUGCUGACGAAAGGAUACCGUCAGGAUAUUGUGGAGAUAGCGCUGGAUGGCUUACCGAAAAGCAGACUGGUUCACAUCGAGUAUUACAUGAAAGCGUGUCGGACUAUCGAAAAGACCGGAAGAUCCAGCGUCGACGAAUUUUUGCCAUUUCUGGUUCGGUGUAACCUGACAGAUAAAAACGUAAAAAAACAAAAAACCCUCUGAACAUAUCAAAGAUUGUUUGAUUUCAGGCCAUUCUCGCCUACUCAGAAGUCAGCGCCAAUCUUCUGAAGAUGGGAUUCGACAAAGAUCAGACGUUCGAAGCGGUUGUCGCCGAGCAGGGCGACCAGACAAGAGUGCUCAACAGGCUUCUUCCCAAUUCAUAG
This is a messenger RNA of Caenorhabditis sp. 36 PRJEB53466, 1182 nucleotides long. Lineage: Eukaryota; Metazoa; Nematoda; Chromadorea; Rhabditida; Rhabditidae. The record is from the annotation of a GenBank genome assembly.